CUUAUCAUCAAACUAUUUUCAUAAAGCAAUCUAAUUAAAGAUACAACUGUCUCAAUCACUCAUCUUCUUUUGCUCUCAACCUCUCAUCAUCUUCUUUACAAUCAUUGUCUUCUGGAUUUUUCUGCUCUUAGUUCAAAUUUAAAUCGAUUCUAACCCGAUUGAAACCACCCAAUCAAACCGUAAUCCGAUUUAACCGUAAAUCAGAACGGACGGAAAUGGUCUGAGUUUUUUCACCCCCAACAAUUUAGGAUCCGAAACCGGCCCCAACUAAACUGAUUUACUUUUUUCCUUUUUGCUCUUUACUUACUUGUUAAGUAUUAAAAGCCUAUAUAAAGGCCUGUAAGCUUGAUAUCACUUUUGCUCUUUACUUAUACCACUGGUAGCAGCUCUUUUAAAGCGCCCCAGAACUCCUCCUUCCAAUAAGCCAGCUAUGGACUAUCAAACUGCAGAUUCAAGCAUAUCAGAUCAAGUCAAUAAUCUACCACUAAAUUUGCUUUCUCUUGCAUACUCUGAUGACUUGCCCAACACUGCUGUCAUGACUCUCAACCAAGGUUCACUUGUAAAAACUCUCGACUUCCAUCCACUUAACCAAAUUCUACUUCUUGUUGGAACAAACAUGGGGGAUGUCAUGGUGUGGGAUAUAGGUAGUGGCCAAAGAAUUGCUCAUAGAAAUUUUAAGGUUUGGGAACUUGGAGUAUGUUCAGUGGCUUUACAGGCGUCUCUUUCCAACGAGUACACAGCGUCAGUUAAUCGCGUGGUGUGGAGUCCUGAUGGAACACUUUGCGGUGUUGCAUAUUCUAAACAUAUUGUCCACAUAUAUUCCUAUCAUGGCGGGGAUAAUCUGAUAAACCACUUAGAGAUCGAGGCUCAUGCUGGGAGUGUCAAUGAUCUGGCUUUUUCUUAUCCAAAUAGACGGCUUUGUGUUGUAACAUGUGGAGAGGAUAGGGUCAUCAAGGUAUGGGAUGCAGUCACUGGUGCAAAGCAAUUUACUUUUGAGGGCCAUGAAGCACCUGUAUAUUCUGUAUGCCCUCAUCACAAAGAAAAUAUUCAGUAUAUUUUCUCAACUUCAACUGAUGGAAAAAUUAAGGCAUGGCUGUAUGAUAAUAUGGGCUCCAGGGUUGACUAUGACACACCGGGCCUUUCAUCUACCACAAUGUCAUAUAGCGCUGAUGGAACAAGAUUGUUUUCAUGCGGAACAAAUAAAGAAGGGGAGUCAUUUCUAGUUGAAUGGAAUGAAAUUAACGGAACCGUCAAGCAUACAUACCAUGGUCUUGGGAAAAGAUCUGUAGGUGUUGUGCAAUUUGAUACCACUAAGAAUAGGUUCUUAGCUGCUGGUGACGAGUUUAUGGUCAAAUUCUGGGACAUGGAUAAUACUAGCUUGUUGACUAGUGUUGAUGCAGACGGUGGAUUAUCGGCUUCUCCAUGUAUUAGGUUUAACAAGGAUGGAACACUAUUGGCCAUCUCCACAAGUGACAAUGGAGUUAAAAUUUUAGCAAAUGCGGAAGGUAUUAGACUGCUCCGGACUGUGGAGAAUCGUUCAGUUGAUGCUUCCAGAGUUGAGUGAUUAAAUCAAGAGGAAAAAUUACAUUCUAGAAUUGGUUGGAAGAAGAUACAUUUUUCUUAAACACUAAGAUAUGACAUGUUGUUGUUAUUCUUCAUGAUUAAGAAAGUAUAUUAUAUAGCAUAACAUCGAAGAUUAUUUACUUACUGGUUAAGUAUUAAAAGCCUAUAUAAAGGCAUGUAAGCUUGCUUUGAAAAAUAUUAGUUUCAGAAAUAAAAUUAGAGUUGAGAAUUAUUA
Molecule: messenger RNA, 1798 nt
Organism: Vicia villosa (hairy vetch)
Lineage: Eukaryota; Viridiplantae; Streptophyta; Magnoliopsida; Fabales; Fabaceae
Product: topless-related protein 4-like
Exons: 10
Coding region: 431-1564 (377 amino acids)
Biological process (GO): regulation of DNA-templated transcription
Molecular function (GO): protein binding
Source: RefSeq, a predicted model, not a curated record